AAAUCACGCGAGAUUUAAACGCUAAGUCAUAGUCGUUUAUUACCUCGAGGGCGAAAAGACCUGGACGCCACUUUGCUGUUCUCUCAUUGGCUCAGAUUAAUGACAUCACAGUCUAUAAAACGUUUAAAAUCUCGGUAUAUAUCUGUGAAUUCUAGACCUUCUUGGUGCAGGAGAACACAAGCAAACCAGCACGCCGUCACCUUUUUCGUUGUACUUCUUGUAUUAGCUCAACAUGAAUCCAGAGGUGUAUCCUCUACUGGUGAUUGUAACACUGUUAGCCUUUAUUCCAAAAGAGACAACGGGAGCUAUGCAUGAGAAGGAUGAAUUCCGUAUUUACGACCGCAGCUUCAAGGCGUCUAACUCUCAAAUGGUCAGAAUGCUAGCGAGGGCAAAUCUCGAGGCACGUGGCUUCACAAAAGUGCUCACAAGUCACGUGAUAUCUAACCGCGACACAAAGAGCACCGAGCUACGCCAGGACGUUCAUUUCACGAAAGAUGUCCCUUGUUCACAGCUCUCUGCCGUCGAAAGGGAAGUUAGAAGUCUACUUCCAGGGGUCUGGGACGAGGGUGUUACGUCAAAAGUCCAUAAAAUUGUCCGCGAAAAGUCUUUGAAAAGUGAGCAGAUAUGCAAAGCAGGUAUAGAGAUUCACUUUCCAAGAGCAGGGUGCGGAUCGCUGGCCGGAAAUCCAGAAAAUGCGCGGGGAGAUUUGGCGGAAGAUAAGAGGCGCGAGUCACGCUUGUAUACGCGAGACAGCAAAUGUCCGGCUUGGUGCCUUGUAUGUUUCAUGGCGACUUCUGAAAUUUAGGGGGGGGGAAACACUAAAUGGAAAUAUGAGCAAUAAAUCUGUUGUAUAUUGAGAAAGGAAACUCUUAUUAACCUCUGACAUGUAAUUCAGCGCGUGCUAACAAAAGAGUUAAAGCAGUGAGGAAAACAAUUGUUGAAGUUGCCGUUUGUUGAAAUGAUUACAGAAACCUUAUUUUGAGUAAGCGGGGAGUUUGGUAAAUUUGGCAAGUCUGGGGUUUUCUGUAUUAAAUAUUACAAAAAUGCCUGAAUAAUGUUUUAAACAACGACAAAUAAAAAUUACAAAUGUAUUUUCCUGUUAUAUUAUAUUAAGAGAAAUAAACUUAUUUUUUUCCAUAA
Messenger RNA from Nematostella vectensis (starlet sea anemone), 1140 nucleotides. RefSeq lists its product as uncharacterized. The record is from RefSeq and is a predicted model, not a curated record. The transcript has 2 exons. Bases 233 to 805 code for a protein of 190 amino acids. Lineage: Eukaryota; Metazoa; Cnidaria; Anthozoa; Actiniaria; Edwardsiidae.